GGCCUAGCCUAACGUUGGCGCAAAGUUAUGGUGUAAUGUGGCACAAGUUCAUACUUGGUUGCAAUUGCUUAUGUUUUUAGUGGUUCUGUGUUGCGACAGUUGGUGGAACUGAAAAAUGGGGAGACCUACAAUGGACAUUUGGUUAACUGUGAUACUUGGAUGAACAUCCAUCUCCGUGAAGUCAUAUGUACCUCUAAGGAUGGAGAUAGAUUUUGGAGGAUGCCCGAAUGUUACAUCCGUGGGAAUACGAUUAAGUAUCUUAGAGUUCCUGAUGAGGUGAUUGAUAAAGUUCAAGAAGAGACCAAGAGCCGUUCUGAUAGGAGGCCACCUGGAGUAGGGCGCGGAAGAGGUAGAGGAAGAGAAGAUGGCCCUAAACCAAAGGGGAUUGGCCGUGGCAUAGAUGAUGGAGGUGCUAAAGGCACAGGUGGAGGUCGAGGCAGGGGUGGGGCUGGUGGAAGGAUUGCUGGAAACAGAGACUAUGGAUUUGAUGACAGGUGGAGGACGAGGCCGAUGAUGCAUGUAGAAGGUGAUACAAGUAGAAGGCUGGUUUUUGCUACUUCUAGUAAAGAUGCAUCUGGCUUGGCUUGUCCGUGGAGUGACAUUCUUGAACAUUGCCUUUUGACAAUUCCCGUGUUCAAGGACUUCCGUAUUAAGUUUGACCAAUUGGUCGAGUUGGCUCGGUUGAGGGGAAGGGUUGAUUUUGGAUAGAAUAUUUGUGUGUUGCUAUGGAAGGACUUGCCUUUCAAGUGUUAUUGAAAUUUGUAUUUUGGUUUAUAUGUUGCAAGCUCGUUUUGACGAAACAGCCAGAUCAUGAGGAUGACAACUGCUGAUUAUCCCUUUGCAGUCAUCCUGACGGAUGUUUCCAGUCCCUUUUGUUGUAUGAUGCUUAAGUUAAACGUUUGAAACUAUAAAUUGGACGAUUUUGCUCCUCUUUUUUGUUGCAAAAAAUUGUUUGUUGAGACUCAUUACUUAUACUUCAAAUGCGCAU
This is a messenger RNA of Ilex paraguariensis (yerba mate), 988 nucleotides long. NCBI's taxonomy places the organism in Eukaryota, Viridiplantae, Streptophyta, Magnoliopsida, Aquifoliales, Aquifoliaceae. The record is from the annotation of a GenBank genome assembly.